Cordyceps militaris CM01 is the source of this 2295-nucleotide messenger RNA. Its product is annotated as glycosyl transferase, putative. The record is from RefSeq and is a predicted model, not a curated record. NCBI's taxonomy places the organism in Eukaryota, Fungi, Ascomycota, Sordariomycetes, Hypocreales, Cordycipitaceae. Bases 1 to 2295 code for a protein of 764 amino acids. The transcript has 3 exons.
AUGAGACGUCACCAGAAUGCCGAAAACGAGGAAAACGUCGACCUAGACGUCUUCCAUCGUCACUCUCCUCCUACCGACUUUCCGCAGCCACCACCGCCGCACCUGCAUCACUCCAACCACUCCAACUACUCCAACGUCUCGUCUUACGAUGAGUAUCGCGGCCGUCCCGUAGCUGACUUCUCCCGUCCCAUCCGCCCUCCUCAGCAGCCCUAUCUCGAGGAGUACGGCAACGCGCCUUCGCCAUCCUGGGGCCCGACGCACAUCUCCCGUUACAGCCAGCAGUCCUUCGAAACGCCGAUUCAAUCCCGCUCGGCCUCACCCACCCUGUACCAGAGCAAUGUCAGUCUCGCUGCUCUUCUACCUAAUGCGCCUCCGCCCAUUAUGGCCAAGGAUUGGGUCAAGGAAGGCUACAUUGCUCGCUUGCACGACCGCGACGAUGCCGAAAUCUGGAAUGGUUGGAAGCGUCUCCUCUUCCGUGCAGUGCCUCUCCUCACUCUUCUCAACACGGCCAUGUACCUCGCCUAUCUCGCCUACCGAAUCUACUGUGUCAUCUCUGCCCAGCAAGCCUACCACAGCACCUUUGUCUUGGCCUGGGUCUUCAUCGGUGUCGAAUUCGCCGUUGCUAUUCCCAGCAUCAUGCACAACCUCUGGACAAUGAUGGCGUUGAAGAAACGCCAGCGCCCUAAGCUGCGUCUUGUGGCUGAUGACGUCCCCACUGUCGACGUCUUCAUCACCUGUUGCGGCGAAGAGGAUGACGUUGUUCUAGACACUGUCCGUGGCGCCUGUGAUGUAGACUACCCUCGUGAUCGCUUCCGCGUCAUUGUUCUCGACGACGCCAAGUCAGCUACUCUCGAAGUUGCCGUCCAGGCUCUGGAUUCCGUCUACCACAACGUCUACUACAUGGCUCGUACCAAGACUCCUGGUGUGCCUCAUCACUUCAAGGCUGGUAACCUCAACUAUGGACUGGACAUGACCCACAACCUCCCCGGCGGCGCCGGCCAGUACAUGGCUGCUCUGGACGCUGAUAUGAUUCCCGAGCGAGACUGGCUCCGUGCCAUCCUGCCCCAUCUACUCAUCGACGACAAGAUGGCCCUUGCUUGUCCUCCUCAGCUCUUUUACAACACUCCCGCUUCCGACCCCCUCGCCCAAAGUCUGGACUUCUUCGUUCACGUUAUUGAGCCUAUCAAGGAUGCUCUUGGUGUUGCUUGGUGCACUGGUUCCGGUUAUAUUGUCCGUCGCGAAGCUCUCGAUCAGAUUGGCAACUUCCCUCUCGGCUCUCUUGCCGAGGAUGUUGCCACUUCCACUCUACUUCUUGGCAAGGGAUGGAAGACGGCAUUCAUCCACGAGCCUCUCCAGUUCGGCACUGUCCCUGAGGACUUUGGUGGUCAUCUGAAGCAGCGUACGCGUUGGGCUAUUGGCACCGUCGAUACUGCUUUCAAGCUCAAGUUUUGCCUGUACGGCGACAAGGUCAAGCAAAUGAGCUUUGCCCAGCGAUUCUCUGGUUUCCUCUAUGCCUCACUCAGUCUCUACACUGUGCUGCUCACUCUCUCCCUAUUUGCCAUUCCCGUCAUUCUUCUCAUGCGUCGCCCCCUUGUCGCAUACAAUGACCAAGAAGGAGAUACUCAGCUUGUUUGGCUAAUUCGCGCAUGCUUUGCCGCCACCAUCUCCAACCGUAUAUGCGAGUUUGCUCUGUUUUUGCCCGCCGGUUACCACACCGGCCAGCGCGGCUCCCGCUACCAGCUGUGGAUGUCGCCAUACAUUGCUAUCUGCAUCGUUCGCUCCUUCAUGCUCCCCAAAUGGCUUGGUGGUCAGACUCAGGCAUUCAAGCCCACUGGUUCCCUCGGCUCCGCUCUCAACGAACGUGAUGCUCGUCAUCGCAAGGGUAUGGCCCGUCGUCUAUUUGGCAUUUGCUUCAACUACAUGGCCAUUUUCCAUCUGGUCUUUGUUUACCUUACCCUCGUUGGAGCCACCAUGGUGACUUUCCUCUGCUUCACCGAGUACUCUGGCUUCAGGGAUGUUGCGCGAUGCCUGAUUACCCACGCCUUCUGGCCUCCCCUGACGUUUGUGUUUCUCUGCAGCUCCAUGUGGACUCCCAUUGGCUAUGCCAUUGACCCUCCCACCGUGCCUGAUCGCGAGGAUCUUCUUAUUCGCGACCCUAAGACGGAUGUCGCGCACCCGACGCGAAAGAGCAAGAAGAUUGCCUUCGGCCACCAGGCUGCCUUUUUCGAGCUCGAAUACACCGCCACAUCUCUGUACACUAUUGCUGUCUUUGUCGCCUCGUUUAUUCUUUUUUAA